Nematocida parisii ERTm1 is the source of this 1458-nucleotide messenger RNA. RefSeq lists its product as uncharacterized. The record is from RefSeq and is a predicted model, not a curated record. The transcript has a single exon. NCBI's taxonomy places the organism in Eukaryota, Fungi, Microsporidia. Bases 1 to 1458 code for a protein of 485 amino acids.
AUGAAUAAGAUAAUAAGAAGCGCACUAAGCUGCAGUAACAUUCCCAGAACUGAUUCUGAUACUUCACUGGCAACUGAACCAAAAUGCACAGUUGGGGAUUUAGACAAUAAUCCACAGCAUAUAUUUGCAGAUGAAGUACAUCUGUAUAUUCUACCAAGAGUAUUUGAAAACAUGCAUCAGGACAAUGGACUUAACAAGCUUGAAAUAGGAAUGGAAAUUGAUGAAGAAGCAAUUUCUAAUGAAAUAGACGGAUACUUUGGCCAAUUUAAUGGUCGCAUGAUAAAACUAUCCGAGAGUGAAUUAUCAUCUGUAUUACAGAAAAUACUGCUUAGGAAUGUGAAGUAUAUAGUAAAUGGCUCAAGUAAUGCAAUGCAUAAUAAUUUAAUAAAAGAAAUAGCAUCAGUAAUUGUGGAUAAUUCUGUAUCCCGUUUUAAUAUCGUACAGACAUGUAUACUGGAUAUUAAUAAUAAGUGUGGAAAAAGCGAGGAUGUUCAAACAUACAUAGACUUAUCCAAGAAAUUAUUAAUUAACCCGAAUUUACUAUCACAGAUGGAUCAUACAUUACUAAAAGUUAAUAAUUGGUAUAAUUAUGUACUUUCACAUAAGGAUAUUAAUCAGCACUACUACCUUACAUAUGCAGCACAGCUAAUAAAUGAAAAACUAUUUACUAGUUCUAUGAUGAGCAGUGCACUAGAUGAUAUUAACAAAGUAUUUGCAAAUAAUCUAAGUGUAACUACUCAACUGGCGGUAGCAGAGAUUGACUUAUUUGAGAGUAGGGCAGAUGGCAUGACUCAUCUUGACUAUGCACUUGCUUUAUUAAUGAAAUACCGCUGGGAGAUAGCUAAUUAUUAUGAAGAAAAUGGAAUAAAAAUGAAAGAGUUUGUUCUUUCAGAGUAUGAAGAGCAAUUAUUGCGAAGGUUAUACAUAGACAGAAAGCUGGUAUGCAAGGUGUUUAAAUCUAUAAGAGAAGUAACAAAAGACAGCGAAAAGUAUGUUGACUGUGAUUCAAUUAUAUCAAACUCACUAUUCAGGGAUUCUAGUGUGCCUGAGAUUAAAGAUCCAUCUUCAUUUAAGUACAGAGAUAAGUCAAUCAAUGCUCGCCUGGAUAAGGCCUUAGAGAAUCAUGCCGAUUCACCCUUUACAGCUAGAAAUUACAUUAUGAAUCGAGUAGACCUAUAUAAAAACCUUGUAUCUGGGCACAAGAAGCAAGAGAAUAGUAUAAAAGGCAUUCAAAAAGUUAUUAAUUCAGUUCUAAGUGUCUCUGGGAAAAAGGUAGUUGUUGGUUCAUUUUUAGGAACAAUUUUGUUUACUACUACUCGUUUUUGUUCGAAAAUCCCUCUCCAAAAUUGGUCUAAAAAUAGCACUAUAAAUGGGGGUCCUCAGACUGGCAGUGGCAUGGAACGUAGUAAUAGUUUCGUCUAUGAAAGCAUGAAGGAGAAUCCGUCUAGCCGCCAUUAA